Messenger RNA from Neltuma alba, 480 nucleotides. RefSeq names its product S-protein homolog 5-like. The coding region runs from base 1 to 480 and encodes 159 amino acids. NCBI's taxonomy places the organism in Eukaryota, Viridiplantae, Streptophyta, Magnoliopsida, Fabales, Fabaceae. The transcript has a single exon. The record is from RefSeq and is a predicted model, not a curated record.
AUGGUGAAGCAACAUUGUUCAUCAGCAGCAUCUCUUUCUCUUUUGCUUCUCAUGGCAUCAUCAUCACUGAUAACAAUCUUUGGAGAGUCAUUAGAGGAAGACGCAGAAGGGCCGGCAACUUCUUCAGAAAACAUCUCUUUGCUGCCGAAGAGGCACGUGAGGAUCACAAACGAUCUGGGGAAGGGUCGCGUUUUGAGGAUUCACUGCAAAUCCAAAGACGACGAUCUGGGAGUACACUACCUGUCGUUUCACAGCACAUAUCAAUGGAAGUUCAAGACCAACGCGCUUAUAAGGAACACGUUGUUCUAUUGCUACAUGUGGUGGGGCAACAAUGUGACGGGAAGUUACGAUGUGUACAGAGCAACCAGAGACGAUGACAAGUGUACGGACUGCAAAUGGAGUAUCAGAACUGAUGGUUGGUACUGGUUUGAUUCUGGCAGUGGCCACUGGCAUCUCAUGUAUCAAUGGCCUAAACCCUAG